Bicyclus anynana (squinting bush brown) is the source of this 8167-nucleotide messenger RNA. RefSeq names its product potassium voltage-gated channel protein eag (gene eag). NCBI's taxonomy places the organism in Eukaryota, Metazoa, Arthropoda, Insecta, Lepidoptera, Nymphalidae. Gene Ontology annotation, molecular function: voltage-gated potassium channel activity. Bases 2474 to 5464 code for a protein of 996 amino acids. The transcript has 9 exons. The record is from RefSeq and is a predicted model, not a curated record. Gene Ontology annotation, biological process: regulation of membrane potential; potassium ion transmembrane transport. Gene Ontology annotation, cellular component: membrane.
GAAGACAAAGGACAGUGAAGAGAACUCCUCGACGGUUCACAGUAGCUACCUUGUGUUUGGACUUGAUAAAUUUGUAUUGAUGAGAACUUUCCACCUAGAUGGGUUGUGACUGUAUUAGAGGUCUGGUGAUGAAGACGAAGAAUAGUUAAGGGAACUCCUCGACGGUUCACAGUAGCUACCUUGUGUUUGGACUUAAUAAAUUUUAUAUUGAUGAGAACUUUCCACCCAUAUGGAUUGUGACUGCAUAGGGGGUCUGGUGAUGAAGACAGAGGACAGUCACCUUUCACGUUUUUCUGAAUAUUCCUAUUACGUGUGGAUAAAGGGGGAGUGAAAUUUUGUACAUGAGUUAAGGUAGUAUUUUUAAAAUUGGGAUUGUAGGACUUAGGUACUUAUCAUAAGAAAAUAACGUUUCAACUAAUUGCUCAUUAAUUUUUGUUCACACUCAGUUAGGUGUGCUAACACUAAAAAUUAAAAAAUAAAAAUUUUAAUAAAAAAAAUUCAACCGACUUCCAACUCAAAAAUUAACCUAAACUAAAAAGCAAAAAAUAACAUGUUACCUAUGUGCUACCUUCUGAUCAGUUUGAAGGCGGUGCCAAUCCAGUGUCAUGUUUUAAUGAAAGCCGUUUCUGAAAGAACCACAGAAAUUGUGUAAUUUAAAUGGCUUGAAUUAAAACAUCACUGGCUUGGCACCGCCUUCAAACUGAUCAGAAGGUAGCACAUAGGUAAGAUGUUAUUUUUUGCUUUUUAGUUUAGGUUAAUUUUAGAGUUGGAAGUCGGUUGAAUUUUUUUUAUUAAAAUUUUUUCAUGUUAAUAAAAACAUGAAACUUUACUAUAUUUUGUAAACGUAUUACGUACCUAAGUAUGUAAAGGAGAUGUCUAAAAUCGGGCCCACUUUUCAGAACGAUACAGAAAUGAAAAAUGUAGGUACUAAAAAUGUUGUAUAUAUAUACUAACUAUAUAACUAAUCAAAUUAGUUUUAGAUAAUUAGGUAGUGUAUCUACCAUUUGCGUAUUAUCCAUUAAUUACGGGACACCCUGUAGGUACAUAUGUGCCUACACUACGUACCCACUAGAAUAUUAGUUAAAUUUUCAAUAGUCAGUUUUUCUAUGUAUUCAAAAUGUUUUAGUUUUAAUUUGCCGCCCUAGGCUCCAGCCUACUCAGCUUACUGGUAAAUCCGCCUCUGGCUUGUAAUGUAGCUUUUUAUUAAAUAAAUCAAUAUUUGUAGGUAUUUUCAAGAAAUAUCUCGCUAAAAGUUGCUAUGAGUCAUGUAACCGAAAGGAAUACUUUUUUACUACGUUUUGACUUAGAUUCAAAAUUAUUGGUGAUAAAUUAAUGAGUAAUCGGUGAAAAAUGGUUGAUUUCGUUAAUAACUGUGACUUACCUUACCUUACCUUAUCAGCCGAUAGACGUCCACUGCUGGACAUAGGCCUCUUGCAUGGACCUCCAAGCACAACGGUCUCGAGCCGCCAGCAUCCAGUGGCUCCCUGCAACCCGCUUGAUAUCCUCGGUCCACCUAGUGGGGGGUCGCCUAACACUGCGCUUUCCGGUGCGGGGUCGCCAUUCCAGCACCUUGGGACCCCAACGUCCAUCGGCUCUCCGAACUACGUGGCCCGCCCAUUGCCACUUCAGCUUCGCGACUCGCUGAGCUAUGUCAGUGACUUGACUGUGACUUAUAGGUAAAACUGUGACUUAUAGGUAAGAUAUACAUAAAGUUUUUAACUAGGCCUUGUAACCCGGAGCAGUGACCACAGAACUCUUACGAGUGAGUAGGUACAAGUACUUACCCGAACCUGGCUUGGAUUAGGUAGGUACUUACUCGUACAUAUUUAUAUAUUGACAUAAUACUUAUGACCUUUCUUACGAUUACAGGUAAACGAAUUACGAAGGGUGUGUAGGCAAGUGUAGGUAUGUAAAUUGAUUGUAAACCUACAGUACGACCUUGAGCGUGACGGGACCUUUGUUCGGCUGCUGAUAGCUAUCCGUCAAUACUAAUCUAUCUAUACAUAAAAUAAAAUCUAUAGAGAGGUCAAUUCUGUACAUGAAAUAUAUUUCCAAAAUAACUCAGGGCGUGAUUAGUGGUCGAUACUGAUGCCAAAAAUGCAAUCAGUAAAAUUUUCGUCUGCCUGUCUGUCCGUCUACAAUUAUUCUUCAUACUCCUGGGCAGGUUAUAGUAUACUUUUCAUCACGCUCAAUAGGAGCAGAGCAGUGAAGCGAAACGGUAGAAAAACGGGAGAAGUUACUCCAUUUUUACAUCUAAAAAUCUUUUUUACAUCUGGGUCUAAGGGCGGACGAAGUCGCGGGCGUCUGCUAGUUAGUAAAUAAGAUAGAUAUUUGAUGCGAUCUCAGCAUCAAACAGUCCUACUUAAUACGUGUCUAUACAGUAUACUGUACAUCACAUACAUAGUCAGUACAGUACUUAUGUGUCGCAGGCGGCGGCGGGCGGCGGGCGCGCGGGCGGCGAGCGGCGGGCGGCAUGCCGGGCGGGCGGCGGGGGCUCGUGGCCCCGCAGAACACCUUCCUGGAGAACAUCAUCCGCCGCUCCUCGUCGCAGCCAGACAGCAGCUUCCUGCUCGCCAACGCGCAGAUCGUGGACUACCCCAUCGUGUACUGCAACGAGACGUUCUGCAAGAUGAGCGGCUACAACCGCGCCGAGGUGAUGCAGAAGUCGUGCCGGUGCUCGUGGAUGUUCGGCGAGCUGACGGAGAAGGAGGCGGUGGAGCGGGUGGACCGCGCGCUGGACCACCACCUGGCCGACCAGUUCGAGAUCCUGCUCUACAAGAAGAACCGCACGCCGCUGUGGCUGCUGGUGCACGUGGCGCCCAUCCGCAACGAGCGCGAGCUGGUGGUGCUGUUCCUGCUCACCUUCCGCGACAUCACGGCGCUCAAGCAGCCCAUCGACGCCGACGACCCCAAGGGAGGGCUCAGCAAGUUCGCCAAGCUGGCGCGCAGCGUGACGCGCUCGCGCUCCGUGCUGGUGUCGGCGCUGCCGGCGCUGAAGGAGCCGGCCCGCACGAGCCAGCUCGCGCACGUGCUGUCGCUGUCGGGCGACGUGCUGCCGCAGUACCGCCAGGAGGCGCCCAAGACGCCGCCGCACAUCCUGCUGCACUACUGCGCGUUCAAGGCCAUCUGGGACUGGAUCAUCCUGUGCCUCACCUUCUACACGGCCAUCAUGGUGCCCUACAACGUGGCCUUCAAGAACAAGACCAGCGAGGACGUGUCGCUCCUCGUCAUCGACUCCAUCGUGGACGUGGUGUUCUUCAUCGACAUCGUGCUCAACUUCCACACCACGUUCGUGGGCGCGGGCGGCGAGGUGGUGAGCGACCCGCACGUCAUCCGCAAGAACUACUUCAAGUCGUGGUUCCUCAUCGACCUGCUGUCGUGCCUGCCGUACGACGUUUUCAACGCCUUCGACCACGACGAGGACGGCAUCGGCAGCCUGUUCUCCGCGCUCAAGGUGGUGCGGCUGCUGCGGCUGGGCCGCGUGGUGCGCAAGCUGGACCGCUACCUGGAGUACGGCGCCGCCAUGCUCAUCCUGCUGCUGUGCUUCUACAUGCUGGUGGCGCACUGGCUGGCGUGCGUGUGGUACAGCAUCGGCCGCUCCGACGCCGACUCGGGCCUGCAGUACUCCUGGCUGUGGAAGCUGGCCAACGUCACGCAGAGCCCCUACGCCUACGUGUGGUCCAACGAGUCGGACGGGCCCGAGCUGGUCAACGGCCCGUCGCGCAAGACCAUGUACGUCACGGCGCUGUACUUCACCAUGACCUGCAUGACCUCCGUGGGCUUCGGCAACGUCGCCGCCGAGACCGAUAACGAGAAGAUCUUCACCAUCUGCAUGAUGAUCGUGGCAGCGCUGCUGUACGCGACCAUCUUCGGCCACGUCACCACCAUCAUCCAGCAGAUGACGUCGGCCACGGCCAAGUACCACGACAUGCUCAACAACGUGCGCGAGUUCAUGAAGCUGCACGAGGUGCCCAAGGCGCUGAGCGAGCGCGUCAUGGACUAUGUCGUCUCCACCUGGGCCAUGACCAAGGGCCUGGACACGGACAAGGUGCUGAACUACUGCCCCAAGGACAUGAAGGCGGACAUCUGCGUGCACCUCAACCGCAAGGUGUUCAACGAGCACCCCGCCUUCCGCCUGGCGUCCGACGGCUGCCUGCGCGCGCUCGCCAUGCACUUCCACAUGUCGCACUCGGCGCCCGGUGACCUGCUGUACCACACGGGCGAGUCCAUCGACUCGCUGUGCUUCAUCGUCACCGGCAGCCUCGAGGUCAUCCAGGACGACGAGGUGGUGGCCAUCCUGGGCAAGGGCGACGUGUUCGGCGACUCGUUCUGGAAGGACAGCGCCGUGGGGCAGUCGGCCGCCAACGUGCGCGCGCUCACCUACUGCGACCUGCACACCAUCAAGCGCGACCGCCUGCUGGAGGUGCUGGACUUCUACCAGGCCUUCGCCAACAGCUUCGCGCGCAACCUCACGCUCACCUACAACCUGCGCCACCGCCUCAUCUUCCGCAAGGUGGCCGACGUGCGGCGCGAGCGCGAGCUCAUGGAGCGCCGCAAGCGCGAGCCGCAGCUGGAGCAGGCGCAGGACCACCUCGUGCGCAAGAUCUUCUCGCGCUUCCGCCGAGAGCGUAGCGUGGCCGCCGCGCCGCCGCGCGCCGCGCCGCCCGCCGCGCUCGCCGCCGCGCUGCACGCCGCGCCCGCGCCCGACGACGACGACGCGCGCGCCAGCGGCACCACCAGCGGCUCCGACAGCCGCGCGGGCAGCGGCGGCGCGGCGCGCGGCAAGUGGGGCCGCCUGCUGGCCGGCGGCUCGCUCGACGCGCCCGACGCGCCGCGCGCCGCCUUCACGCGCUCGCUCAGCGCGCGCGACCGCCCCGCGCCGCCCGCCGCGCCGCUCGCCUUCGGCCGCGGCCGCGCCGGCAGCGUGCUGGGCGCCGCCGCGCGCCGCGAGCCCAUCGACGAAGAGGCCGACGAGCGCAAGCCUUCACCGCCGGCCGCUGCGCCCGCGCCCGCGCCCGCCCCCGCGCCCGCGCCGGCUCCCGCCCCGGCGCCCGCGCCGGCUCCCGCACCCGCGCCUGCGCCCGUCGCCACCCUCGCGCCCGCCGCCGCGCCCGCCCCCGCGCCCGCGUCGCACGACGCCGCGCUGGCCGAGCUGCGCCGGGACGUGCGCAACGAGGUGCAACGCCUUCAGCAAAAGAUGGGCCGCGUCGAGGAGCUGCUGACCAUCCUAGCCGCGCGCCUCGGCGCCGACCCGCCCGAUGCCGCGCCCGACGCGAGCGAGCGCCACGAGCGCGCCGAGCGCGCCGAGCGCCCCGACCGCCUGGAGCGGGCCGACGGCGGCGCGCUCGCCAGGAAGCGGCGGAGCAAGGCGCGCAGCAAGGGCGCCGCCCCGCAGGCGCCCACGCCGCCCACGCCCGGCGAGUCGCCCGGCGAGGCGGCGGCGCGGCGGCGCGACUUCGUGUAGCGUGCGGCGGCGGGCGGCGCCCAGUAGCCCGCCCGCCCGCCGCGGCCGCGCGACCGGCGGCUCCGAGCCGGAGCCGCGUGAGUGCGCCGGCCGCCGGACGUUUCUCCCGUUUCUUUUGUUGUGUACUUAUCCUAGGUGUAAGAGAUAUGGCGCCACGCGGCGCGCGGGGCGCGGCCGACGACUGGCGAUUUGUCGCUUACGGUAGUCCGUUUUUGAGAUGCUUUAUUCUGCUUUUUAUUACAUAAUAAUAAGGUUUGAAUACUGCCGCACGCCGGGAGCGAGGCAGCGCCCCGCCCCGCGCGUCCCGCGCGUCCCGGCGCCUACAGCACUGUUGUAUAGCAAUACUAAUAUUAUGAUGAUACAUAUAGGUACAUGAAAGGUUCGAUUUAAGAGUUUGUAAAAAUAUAAUAUUGUAUUUAAAUACACCGUAUACACUUAUAAACACUAUCCACGUCCGGAAUGCGAUGCCCUCUCCCGACCGCUCGCCGACCGCACGUCGACCGCACUUCGAACGCAGCGCGGUCACUGUCGGCUCUCUGCGGCAGUGGCGCAGUGCGCGUGCGACACCUGACUUAUUUAUAAAAUCUGAACUGAGUAUAUUUAAAAGUAUCUACUGAGCGAUCGUGUAUAUUUGGAGAGAGUUGUUAUACAUAUUUGGAGAGAUCAGAAAUGCCUUGUUAUUGUAUAAAAAGUUUAUUUCAGUAUAGUUAUACCUAUGUAUAGUGACACUCGGUCGUGCUACAUAUCUCGGCGAGGCAUGCGAGCCCUAGGGCGCCGGCGCUCUGUGCGAACUCCGCCGACGGUCGCGUCGCGGUCGCGCCGGGCAGUGCGCGCGACGAGCGACGGCGCGAUGAGCGGCGAUGCGAUGCGAGCACGGCGAAGUUUCGCUGCGACAACGUCGCGAUCACUGUUAUGUCACCUAUCUGUUUCCUUGUUAAUGUUUUAUAAUAAAUUCUAAUAAUUCAGUUCCUUAGUUCACGAGUGCCCCUUUUCGUCAACUUUUUUUCAACAGACAUUUGUUUAUAACGUGUCCUAAGUGGCCAUAGACGGCAAAACAGUAUAUUUUUGAUCAAAUAUUUACCCCACUAGAAGAUUCGAGAGUUAUAAGUAGAUAUAUAUUAUGUAUAAUAUAUGCCAAUGAGUCUUACAGUUCCACACUUGCGAUUUGCUAUUUAUAGUACAUUGCUGCAGCGGCCGGCAAGAAAGGCAUUGAUGGACGAACGUGUGAAUGUGGGCCGAGGCGAAGUCGAGGCACACGUACGUAAGUCCAUUAAUGCCUUGCGGCCAAGGCUUGUAUAGUACUUUUCUCAAAUAUUGCGCGGAAAUUAAACCAAGUAGUACAAUUCAGAACUUUUAUUUGAAAAUCCAAUUAUUGAAUGUACAAUUCUUGAAAUGUAAUGUGGAUUUGAGAUAAUUGUAACGAGGUUGAAGUUUGUUGUAUACUAGUGUCUUCGGCGUGAUUCCGAAUUUCAAAGUUUUGAUGGGAAGUGGGUGCUGUCGUUCAUUGUACGUGUACUAUUGUAAAACCAAUGACGAAGUUGACGAACAACUAAUGACAAUAGUUUUUUACGCACCAAAGUAUUUUUUUUUCACUAAACAGCUUUCUAUGUGCAAGCCAGUUUGAAAUUUAAAUUUAACCUUUGAUAAGAUUCCAAGCAUGUUUGAGAAAAAUAUUUCAUUUCUUUUCAAAUAAAAAAUAUUUCAAUUAAAUUAAUUUUUUGUGAUGUUUGAAGAAAACCAAUUUGUUAUUCAUAGUAAACUAGCUGACGCCGCGCGGUUUCACCCGCGUGGUUCUCGUUCCCGUAGGAAUAUGGAGAUAAUAUAGCUUAUAGCCUUCCUCGAUAAAUGGGCUAUCUAACACUGUAAGAAUUUUUCAAAUCGGACCAGUAGUUCCUGAGAUUAGCGCGUUCAAUCAAACAAACUCUUCAGCUUUAUAAUAUUAGUAUAGAUUACUGCAGCGGCAUUAUUUUUUUUACAAAAUCUCACUCGACAUAAAUUUCUCGUGACAUAUUCAGUUGCAUUUGAAAAAUAACCCCAACCCUAAAUUUUGACCCUUUUUCCAUAAUAAGACAAAACAGUGUUCGCCGGGAUACAACUUCUGCAAGUGGUAAUUGAUUGCUUUUUUAAAAUCCUCCAGGUACUCGUAGGUACAUUCUGUUUUACAAAUCCUCCAGGUACUCGUAGGUAUAGGUAUAGGUAUUUUAAAUUGACACAUUUUCAUAUUUUCCAGUGAUCUUAAAAAAAAGUUGGCGAAAUAGGCAAUUGUGAACUACUGGUGGUUCGGCGCAGUGAGCGGUGCGGAUGCGGAUGCGUCAACACAACUCGAUCCGUUUCACAUAAUGUUUGCAUUAAAUAUAUUAUGUCGUACUGACAAAACACACACACAGCACACGCUAUCCACACUAGACAUCCUCGACCUUACUUCGUUCGUACACAAACCUUAGAGUCGUGUCAUGUCAUGUCAUGAGUAUAGUUGACUGCAAAAGCACCGCCAACACGCGCGCGCCGCACCGAGCCGCACGUGCGCUGCAACGAGCCGCAAGCGCGCCGCACCCUGCCGCACGCGCGCCGCACCCUGCCGCACGCGCGCCACACUCUGCCGCACGCGCGCCGCACAUGGCGAACUGCGCAAGCCGCUACCAAGCUAAGCCGCUACCUACUACCUACUGUCUUUAUAAUGAGAAUUAUAAUGAUAUGAAAAUA